Heterotrigona itama is the source of this 3550-nucleotide messenger RNA. NCBI's taxonomy places the organism in Eukaryota, Metazoa, Arthropoda, Insecta, Hymenoptera, Apidae. The record is from the annotation of a GenBank genome assembly.
AAAAGAAAGAAAAAAAGAAAAGAAAAGAAAAAAUAAAUGACCACGAAAAUCAGCUGUUCCUCACAUCGCUGCUAUAUCUUCAUGAUUAAUUCAUCUGACGCGACUGGCUGCCUACACGUAAUAGUCGUGACUAUUGAAUUGUAAUCUAUUCUUUCACCAUCAGUUUGAUGAAAUUAACAUCAAGGCUUGAUUUCGUUUCUUUACUUAUAAAUACCAGAGCUUGAAAGUAUACUGAAACAACGCUAUCGAUCGGAAAAACAAUAUGGCGGUUACGAUAGAGAUCUAGGAAAUGUCAAAUUCAAAAUAGACGCCACCAUCGGGAGAGUAAAGUAACGAUGUAUACGAAAGGUUGAAUGCGUAUCAACAUAAUGCAGUGCAAGUCGAAAGUCCGAAAGUGAAGUGACCUGAAUAUCUCUUAAAUCCUAAAUUUCGAUAACCUAAUACGAAUUAGCAUCAUGAACUACAAAGAUUCCAUAAUCAUUGUCGCAAAGUGAUCAAUUGAAAAUUUCUUACUAAAUGACUAAACAAGGGACAGCUCAAAUGUCACUCGAUGAUGACUUUGACAGACCAUUCGAAGAUGUUGAGCCUUUGCAGUGGGGAGCAUUACGUGAACUGUGCAAUGCCAGUUCAGAAUAUUUUGCCUCCCAUCAAGAUGAAAAUAGUAUUAGAAUUAGAGCUGCGCUUAUGGCUAUAUUGGAUCAUUUGGUACAGUUGCAACCACUGUAUAAAGAAAUUAGCAGAAUCGCGCCAAUGUUCGAUUUGGAUGCACAAACACCUGGCAAUGGGUACAGAAGUUUCCUGGUGCUAAUAGACAAAUGCAUUAUUCACUCUCGUUUAAUUUGUCACCAGAUAUAUUGUCAAAAGGAUUCUAUAUUUUUUCGUAAAAGUUAUUACAUGAGGGAAGUUGAGGCAUGUUCGCAACUACUGGCAUCUUUGUGCACUUGCUUGGAACAUUUACAAACUCUUUAUUCUUGGAGUGAGCACAUAAGUGAUGGAAAACCAUCUCUCUUUAUAGGAGAUAAUCACAAUCCAUAUGAAAUUUUAAACAAAGUAGAUAGUAUCAAUCAAUAUUGUUUUUAUGGCAGGUGUUUAGGAUUCCAGUUUCACGAUAGCUUAAAGCCCAUUUUAAAAACCAUAAUGGUUUGUAUGGCAACAUUCAGUGAAGCAUUUUAUGCCAAUGGCACAUUAUUAGCAAGAUGUGCUAAUUCUGUCAAGUACAUGUUAGAUCCUGAAGUAAGGGCGCGUCGUAUUGUUGAUGUAUCUCAACGCGCCGAUAUUUCAUUUUGUCAAGCAUUUUGGUUUCUUAAUGAGGCUGAUCUUGCACGCAGAUUGCCUGCCAUAACAGCUCCUUCUUUGGCAAUAAAUCAAAUAAUUUCUAUUCCACCUGAAGAGUUGACACUUCCUACAUUAAGUGGAUCAACUGUGUCGAUUCCAAUACCGAGUAGUCACGUUGGAAAGAAGCCAAUACAUGUUAGACUGUUCAGUUCUAAACGUCGUUUGGGGAUGGUCGGUUCAGGUGGAGUGGCAGGCGAAUUGCAUGGAUUGUCCAAUGAAUUAAUAAUCCAUUGUCAUGGUGGAGGUUUCGUAGCACAAACUUCACUAUCUCAUGAAACAUACUUACGCGAUUGGGCCAUCAAUCUUGGCAUACCCAUUUUAAGUAUAGAUUACAGUUUAGCGCCUGAAGCUCCGUUUCCUCGUGCACUUGAGGAAGUGCUAUAUGCGUAUGCAUGGACUUUAAAUCAUGCAAGCACAUUGCUUGGGAGUACAGCUCAAAAAAUAGUUUUUGCUGGUGAUUCCGCUGGGGCCAAUUUGAAUUUGGGAGUUACUUUAAAGUGUCUGCAGUUGAACAUCAGAAAACCUGAUGGAAUAUUUAUGGCGUACACACCAGUGCUUGUCGACUUUGUAUUGUCACCGUCGCGAUUACUUUGCCUUACAGACCCAUUAUUACCUAUGGGAUUUCUUUUACGUUGCCUAAAAGCAUACGCCGCUGAAUGUUCAAAAUCAGAGUCGGAAUCUUUUGCUGAGGUGAGCGAAAGCGAUCUAAUAGCGUUAGCUCUCAGUCCUAACGGAGAUGAAACGAACGACGCACACAAGUUAGCGUCUUUGCCAUCUGACUCUACUUUGAAUUCUGUCACUUUGACGGAAGUUGACGGGACGGAACAUCUACAGGAUGAAGCGAAAUCUCAAGAAUAUGUUAAUAAAUUUUUUGAUCUUUAUCGAAAUUGUGGUAAAACAAACACUUCGACGCACGUUGGGAAUGGCACUAUUAAUACAGGGAAUAAUAUCUCGAAAAAUGAUAAAUCUUGGUCCUUCUUUGGAUGGUCUCUUAGUGGAAGGCAUAGAGAAUCCAGGGAACUGGAUAUAGAGAAUGUGAAGAGUCCUAUGGAGGAAUUUAUAUUCACAGUGCCCAGAGACCCAUAUUUAAGUCCUUAUCUUGCAGCGGAUCAUCUUCUAGCACAAUUACCACCCAUUAAGAUGCUGACAUUAGAGUUGGAUCCAUGCCUUGAUGACUCUGUCAUGUUUGCAAGGAAACUUCAGUCACUUGGUGUAUUAGUCACGCUUGACAUAUUGCCAGGUUUACCUCAUGGGUUUCUUAACUUAACACCAGUUUCAAAAGAGGCAAGCGAAGGAUCAGAUCUAUGCGUGAAAAGAUUGCAAGAAUUACUGGCAUUAUAAGUAUAUGCAUAUAGGAAAUACUCAUUAAAAUAUAAAUGUUUAUACGCGGGAACAAAACUUUUUUGCUUUUUUUCUUUUAGGUGUCAAUUUAAUCAAUUUUUUACAAAGACUAAUGGUAUUAUAUUGUACUAUAUUUAUAUUUUAUUAAUGGUGGUCAUAGUCUAAUUCAAUAUUUAAUUUAAAAUCAAAUACUCUCAAGUUAUUGUACUUAAACAGUAAUAACUUUGUAUUACGUUUACUGAAUGUGCAAUUCGUAGGAAAAGCGAAAUAGCUUUCCAUUUUCUACUGAAAACAUGUUUAAAAAAUAAGACCAUAGACAUAUUGGUUGUAUAAAAUAUUUGGGAUUAUUUCAGUUCUCAAUGUUAUAAUAUUUUAUGCAGCUAACACAAGUUACUAAAUGUAUUAGGCAUAAAUAAAGUAUUAUAAAUGUGAUACAAGUUUAAUGACAUGAUCAAAAAAAAAAAAAGAAUGAAUAUUUUUGGAAUAUGAACAAGUGUAUAUAGAUAAUUUACCAUGUUGCGAAUGUUACGAAAAAUCCUAUAUGCACAGAGAUGUAAUUACUCACAUUCUGGUAACAAAAUCGAAUUUUGUGAUAACAGGUAGUUGCGAUGGUCAUGUUAAAUUUUGGAAGAAACAAGAGGAACUGAUAGAGUUCGUGAAGCACUUUCGUGCACAUUUGAUGGCUAUACAGUCUAUGGCUGGUAGCUGUAAUGGUGUUAAUGCAUGUACAAUAAGUUUAGAUAAAACAAUAAAGAUUUUUGAUGUCAUAAAUUUUGGCGAGUAAUUUUUAUCAAUGUAAAAAUUUGUUAAAUAUGUGGCAUUAAUAUGGCUUGAUUAUCUGAUGAUAUUAAUAUCUUAUUUCAGACAUGAUUAA